UCUCUGUCUCGCUCCCGAUCAGUUCUCUCUCUCUCUCGGAUCUCAGAGCCGAACGAUCCACGGAGCAUCCAUCCACAGUUUCUGCUCGUAUUCGGCCGUUUCAGGCUCAACCUCAGAGCUCGAACUUCUCCGCGACGGCAGCGGGGGGGACGUGGAUAUGGGCGAGGAAGUGAAGAUGAGAGAAAACGGCGGCGUCGAUGGCGGCGACGAUCGGGUUUCCGAGUGGGAGGCCGGCCUCCCGAGCGCCGACGAUCUGGCGCCGCUCUCGCAGCCGCUGAUCUCGCCGGAGCUGGCGUCCGCGUUCAGCAUCACGCCGGAGCCGUCCAGGACCCUCCUCGACGUCAGCCGCGCGUCGGAGAACACGCUGGCGGGCCUGCGCGGCCACCGGACGCUGUCCCAGGGGUUCUCGUCGAACAACGAGUUCAAGUCCUUCGUGGAGGAUCGCGACCCGAUGGCCGCCGGGGAGGCGGACGCGGACGGCUCCGAUUCGAGGAAGAUGAGGAAGAUUGACUCCGCCGAGGAGGCGGAUUCGGCUAUGAGGACGGAUAAUUCCGUGGAGGAUCCAUCGGCGAAGUCGAUGAAGAGGCCGCGGCUGGUCUGGACCCCUCAAUUGCACAAGCGGUUUGUGGAAGUGGUGGCGCACCUAGGGAUCAAGAACGCGGUGCCGAAGACGAUAAUGCAGCUGAUGAAUGUCGAGGGAUUGACCCGCGAGAACGUCGCCAGUCACUUGCAGAAGUACAGGCUUUAUUUGAAGAGGAUGCAGGGGCUGUCCAGUGAGGGCCCGUCCUCAUCGGAUCCGCUCUUUGCGUCCACCCCGGUACCGCAGAGCUUGCACGAGACCACCGGAGGUGGAGGUGGGCAUGGGAACGGGCAUGCGGCGGUGCCGAUGCCAUAUGGCGGGCCUCCUCAUAUGCCAAUGCCUGUUUAUGGGCAUAUGGGGAUGCAAAUGGGUAAUCAGCAGGGGUUUCAGUCGAAUCCCUACAUGUUACCGCAGAUGGACUGGUCGGGAAAUAGAUGCGGAUCGGUUGUAUCAUAUCCAAACUCCGGUCCUAAUGAUAAGUGAUUGUAUUCCUCAAUCAUACGGCGCUGAUGGUUUGAGAGCUAGAGGCACUGGACCGGAACUGGGUGGCUUGAGAACUUAUACAUGUGGUGCUCUCCCACUUCCAUACUGAGUCACUGACACUGAUCUUGUUAUUUUGCUUCAGAGGUCAUUUCCCUGUGCAAGCAGAAAGAGUGCGAUAGGAGGAGCUGUGAGCUGGACCAUGAUGUCGACGCAGAUUACCUAUUCAAAGCUGUUGGGACUUUCUAUCCAGUGGAAGAGCUUCUCCUAGAUUCCUUUAACCUCCUUUCCAGCAUUAUUGUCACGCAAACGUUCUCACUGGUGUUUAUUGUUUCAGAAGGGAAAUAAUGAAGUCCCAAGAGGGAGCUGCCUGUUGGAGCUCCUACUGUGAAGCAGGUCAAAGAGAUGGGAAGUAUAAAAUCAUCUAGCUGAUGAAAGAGUGAAAAUAAUUGUUGAGUUGUUUGACUCUAGCUAGUUUUAGAGGCAUGCUUCUAAUUUAACACGUCUUCAAAUCUUCGGUAUCAUAAGUCAGCUGUGAUCUCGCCAAAUUGUUAAUUAAUAGUUGGAAACGGGUAAUUAAGGCGGAUCUUUCUCGUCG
Molecule: messenger RNA, 1658 nt
Organism: Rhodamnia argentea
Lineage: Eukaryota; Viridiplantae; Streptophyta; Magnoliopsida; Myrtales; Myrtaceae
Product: transcription factor LUX-like
Exons: 2
Coding region: 158-1063 (301 amino acids)
Biological process (GO): regulation of DNA-templated transcription
Cellular component (GO): nucleus
Molecular function (GO): DNA binding; DNA-binding transcription factor activity
Source: RefSeq, a predicted model, not a curated record